Molecule: messenger RNA, 17580 nt
Organism: Bactrocera neohumeralis
Lineage: Eukaryota; Metazoa; Arthropoda; Insecta; Diptera; Tephritidae
Gene: brp
Product: plectin
Exons: 25
Coding region: 1808-7024 (1738 amino acids)
Biological process (GO): maintenance of presynaptic active zone structure; neuromuscular synaptic transmission; regulation of synaptic plasticity
Cellular component (GO): cytoskeleton of presynaptic active zone
Molecular function (GO): structural constituent of presynaptic active zone
Source: RefSeq, a predicted model, not a curated record
ACGGCGUCAAAUCGGGCUAACGGUGCCGCACAAUUGGGUUGAUAGCACAUUUUUUUGUAUUAUACCAAAACUAGUGGUGCAGAAGACGGGCACAGUGCAGAGGGCCACCAGCAAGCUGAAAAAUGUAUAUAUAAAUCGGUAGUAGUUGCUGAAAAAGUGUAUACCGCAGUGUAGGAAGUAUUAAAAAUUCAUGUAAAUUUUGUGUUCAAAUGUGGAAAAUUCCAAAUAUCGCAGUCUAGCAACAAAUCGAAUGCAUUGUGCAACCCACCAAAAAUUAUACAAAAGUUCUCUCAUAGCUAAUUAAAAAAAUAUUAAAUGUGAUUCUUUCCCCUUCACUUACAUAACGCGUAACGCAAACGCCACGUUGAAUGUGCAACACAAUUUGUCGAAAAUGUCAACAACCUCAGCAGCGUUAUGUAAAUAAAUCGCUAUGAGCUAAAAGAAUAAAAAUCAUAUGCCAAGAAAUCAUCAGCGCGGCAGCGACAGCGACACUCAUCAAACCAACCGACUUAAUAACCAAGCAACAACUAAAACAAUCAGCAAAGCGACGUUUGGGUCGACAGCCAAUUGACCGGGCAAUCAAACGACAAACAACAAGCAACAAGCGCAGUGUUAAACACUCUUCUGGGCAACAACGCCUAAAAGUAUACUAUCACAGCCACACAAAAGCCAACCGAGUACACCCACAAGGCACUAGGUGCCACUAAUGCAAAAAUAGCAACAACCGGGGGCGAAUAAAAUUUGAUUGCCUGCUGCCCAACCACGCGACCAAACCGACAACGGAACGCAAUUCGCGCACCGACACAGGCAGAAGGCAGAAGGCAGAAGGCAGCGGCGAAGGCGAAGGCGACAGCAACAACGGGAAAUAAGACACUCUUUAGCCCUCGCGGUGCAGGCGUAGCUGAGGUGAGCCGUGUAGGCGGUUAAUUGGGAAUUUUCUUCUGCUAACGGUUGUUUCGAGAAAGCAGUCAAAAUUCACCGGCUAAGCAAGAGUGAUUGAAAAACGUGACAGAUACAAUAUCAAAGAAAAAAAACAAAAGCAAAAGCAAAUAAUACAUAAAGGAAGCAAACAAAAGAGAAUCUAAAACAAAACAAAAUACAAAAUCACUCUGUAAACGUUGUACUUAGCACCCAAUUGGGCUUAAACUAGGAUCAGUUUUUUGAAACUUCUUAACGAAUUACAUAAAAAACCAAAAAAAAAACAAAAAAAAAGAAAAAAACUAAAAAAAUUUCAAAUUAUUACAGCAGAUUUAUAUAGUUACUUUUUGCGUCGCCUUAUAAAAACUAAUCGCACAUAUUCGUACAUAUAUACACACAUACUCACAUAUAUAUAUAUAUAUAUAUAUAUAUACAAGCUACUGUACUCGUAUAUGUGAAAGCGGAGAGGAGCAGAGCGAAAAAGAAAACACAAAACAAGAGAGUAGACGAAAUUCACGAAAACAAGAAAAACAUAUAGCCGAACAGAACACAUAACCUGAGCAGUGUGAAGCGAGAGAGAAACCGCGGACCGACCGCGGCAGAUUAUGUCACGAGACGAUUACAAUCCUGUAACUAGCUCUGGUGUUCGUAGCCCGGGUCGCUCAAGGCGGCUCACGGAAUUGCCAACUGUAGAUCGGUCGCCAUCACGAGACUACGGUGCACGUGGAAGUCCCCUAGUUUAGAAGUAGUAAACAUUCCUUCCCAAUAGAGGGUGCGACGCGUUGGUUUGCUGCAAGGCGUGUCGCAUACAAGUCGCCAUACACUUAUAUAACUGUUCCUUCGUUGUGUCGUAACAAAUUAAGGCGGCAAACUGGAUUACAACUAUGCAAUGGGCAGUCCAUACUAUAGAGACAUGGAUGAGCCAACAAGUCCAGCCGGUGCGGGUCACCAUCGGAGUCGGAGUGCCAGCAGACCGCCGAUGUCACACGCCAUGGAUUAUCCAAGAACCCGAUACCAGUCGCUGGAUCGCGGUGGCUUGGUUGAUCCACACGAUCGUGAAUUUAUACCCAUACGUGAGCCACGCGAUCGCUCACGCGAUAGGUCUCUCGAGAGAGGAUUGUAUUUGGAGGACGAGUUGUACGGACGUUCGGCGCGACAGAGCCCCAAUCCUAUAGGUUAUCAAACAGGCUUACCAUCAUCGGAUCGAGCGUAUCUGGGCGAUCUACAGCAUCAGAAUACAGAUCUGCAGCGCGAAUUAGGCCAACUUAAGCGAGAGUUAGAACUGACAAACCAAAAGUUGGGCAGUUCGAUGCACAGCAUAAAGACAUUUUGGUCGCCGGAGCUGAAGAAGGAGCGAGCGUUGCGUAAAGAAGAGAGCGCCAAAUACAGUUUGAUUAACGACCAGCUAAAGUUGCUGAGCACGGAGAAUCAAAAACAAGCGAUGUUGGUGCGUCAGCUGGAGGAGGAGUUACGCAUGCGCAUGCGACAGCCUAACAUAGAAAUGCAACAACAAAUGGAGGCUUUGUAUGCGGAAAACGAUCAUUUACAGCGCGAGAUCAGCAUAUUACGUGAGACAAUUAAGGAUCUUGAGUGCCGCGUGGAAACACAAAAGCAAACGCUCAUUGCACGCGAUGAAAGUAUCAAGAAAUUAUUGGAAAUGUUGCAAACCAAGGGAAUGGGCAAGGAGGAGGAGCGACAGAUGUUCCAGCAAAUGCAAGCCAUGGCCCAAAAACAGGUUGAUUUGGAGAAGGAGAUUAAGAAAUUCGCCAAUGAAGAGAAGGGGUUGGACGAAUUCCGUCUUGAAAUACAAAGAAGGGAUCAAGAAAUAUUGGCGAUGGCGGCCAAAAUGAAAACUUUGGAAGAGCAACAUCAGGACUAUCAGCGGCACAUAGCGGUUCUGAAGGAGUCGCUAUGUGCCAAGGAGGAGCACUACAAUAUGCUGCAAACUGAUGUUGAGGAGUUGCGCGCCCGCCUGGAGGAGAAAAACCGCUUGAUCGAGAAGAAGACACAAGGCACGCUGCAAACGGUGCAGGAACGGAAUCGUCUGACUAGUGAACUCACCGAAUUGAAGGAUCACAUGGAGAUUAAGGAUCGCAAAAUCAACGUGUUACAGCGAAAGAUUGAGAAUCUCGAGGAUCUGCUCAAGGAGAAGGAUAAUCAGGUGGAUAUGGCGCGGGCACGUCUGUCGGCAAUGCAGGCUCAUCACAGUAGCUCCGAGGGCGCUCUCACAAGUCUCGAAGAGGCCAUUGGUGACAAAGAGAAACAAAUGGCCCAACUGCGAGAACAGCGAGAUCGUGCCGAACAUGAGAAGCAAGAGGAGCGCGAAUUACAUGAGCGUGAAAUUGCCGAUUACAAAAUCAAGUUGCGCGCACUCGAGAGCGAAGUGGAGAAAUUGAAUACACGCCUGGAGCGUGCAGUCACCGAACGUGAGCGCUUGGAAAUCAAACUGGAGGCGUCACAAAGUGAAUUGGGCAAAUCGAAGGCGGAGCUGGAGAAGGCCACCUGCGAGAUGGGACGCAGCAACGCCGACUGGGAGUCCACCAAACAGCGCAUCGCCCGUCUCGAAUUGGAGAACGAACGCUUGAAACACGAUCUGGAACGUUCACAGCUGCAGCUAGAAGAACAGACCACACUACAUAAAUCUGUACAAAAAUUAAUGCUCGAGUCGGGACGCUUAUCGACAACAUUUGGCCGCACAACAAUGACGACUUCGCAAGAGCUGGACCGGGCACAAGAGCGCGCCGACAAGGCGGCCGCGGAACUGAGGCGAACACAGGCUGAGCUCCGCGUCACACAGUCGGAUGCGGAGCGUGCUCGUGAAGAGGCAACUGCGUUGCAGGAGAAGCUCGAGAAGAGUCAGGGUGAAGUAUAUCGCCUUAAAGCGAAGCUCGAGAAUGCACAAGGUGAACAGGAGAGUUUGCGCCAGGAGCUGGAGAAGGUGCAGGGAGGUGUGUCACGCAUACAUGCUGAUCGGGAUCGGGCCUUCUCGGAAGUGGAGAAGAUGAAGGAAGAGAUGGAGCGAACCCAAGCCACGCUGGGCAAGGCACAACUGCAGCAAGAGAAACUGCAGAACUCAUUGGAUAAAGCCCAAAACGAGGUCGACCACUUGCAGGAGAAACUCGAUAAAUCGGUGGCUGAAAACCGACGCUUGGUGCUCGAGAAGGAGAAGCUCACCUAUGACUAUGACAACCUACAGUCGCAGCUGGACAAAGCGCUGGGACAGGCGGCGCGCAUGCAAAAGGAACGCGAAACUCUCACGCUCGACACGGACCGCAUACGCGAGAAAUUAGAGAAGACACAGAUGCAACUAGCACGUAUACAAAAAGAGCGGGAUCAGUUCUCCGAUGAGUUGGAAACACUCAAAGAACGCUCCGAGUCAUCGCAAACGUUACUGAUGAAAGCGGCGCGCGAUAAGGAGGCGAUGCAAACCGAUUUGGAAGUGCUCAAGGAGCGUUAUGAAAAGUCGCACGCCAUACAACAAAAAUUACAGAUGGAACGUGACGACGCUGUUACCGAAGUGGAGAUACUUAAAGAGAAACUGGACAAAGCACUUUAUGCUAGUCAGAAACUCAUCGAUGAGAAAGACACCUCCAAUAAAGAGUUCGAGAAGAUGCUUGAGAAGUACGAUCGCGCGCAGAAUGAGAUUUAUCGACUACAGUCGCGUUGUGAUACUGCCGAAGCUGAUCGCGCACGUUUGGAAGUCGAAGCAGAGCGUUCCUCUUUGGCCGCGUCGAAGGCGCGUGAAGACUUGCGCAAAUUGCAAGAGGAGAGCACUCGCUUACAAGAGGCGUGCGAUCGAGCCGCGCUGCAACUGAGCAGAGCCAAGGAGAGCGAAGACAAUGCGCGUGUUGAGCUCGAGCACAAUCGUGAACGUUUCGAUAAAAUACAAACCGAUUUGCGACGAUCGCAAGGUGAAAAAGAGCAUUUGCAGUCGGAGUUGGAGCGCGUCACAUACGAACUGGAGCGCGCACACGCCGCACAAACCAAAGCCAGUGCCAGCGUGGAAGCGGCCAAAGAGGAGGCUGCGCACUAUGCCGUUGAAUUGGAGAAAAUGCGCGAUCGUUACGAGAAGAGCCAAGUGGAGUUACGUAAGCUCCAGGAUACUGAUACAUUUGGACGUGAGACCCGUCGCCUUAAGGAAGAAAAUGAGCGUCUCCGUGAAAAAUUGGACAAAACCCUUAUGGAACUCGAAACGAUUCGUGGCAAAUCACAAUAUGAAUCCGAAUCGUUUGAAAAAUACAAAGACAAAUAUGAAAAGAUUGAGAAUGAAAUACAAAACAUGGAAUCUAAACUGCAUGAGACCACCCUGCAACUGGAAUUGUCCAAGGGCGAGGUUGCUAAGCUACUUGCCAACCAAGAGAAACAACGUAGCGAAUUGGAGCGGGCGCAUAUUGAGCGCGAGAAGGCACGUGACAAGCACGAGAAACUGCUGAAGGAGGUGGAGCGAUUGCGUCUGCAGCAACAGUCGGCCAUCAGCCCUGGCGAGUCGGUGCGCGCAUCGAUGUCGGCGGGCGAGCGCCAAGAAAUCGAUCGAUUACGCGAUCGCCUCGAGAAGGCGCUACAGUCGCGCGAUGCCACCGAACUCGAAGCGGGCCGCCUCGCCAAGGAGUUGGAGAAAGCGCAGAUGCAUUUAGCCAAACAGCAGGAAGCGAACGAAUCGACGCGCAUCGAAUUCGAACGCAUGUCUGCCGAACUCGGCCGCCUGCACGAUCGACUCGAGAAGGCAGAGGCCGAGAAGGAGUCACUACGCCAAUCGGCACGCAAUGGCGCAGACAAACCGCAUCCACAACUCGAAAAGCACAUGCAGAAAUUGGAAGCCGAUUGCAAGCAAUUGGCCAUCGAACGCGAGCAAUUGGUACUGCAACUCGAAAAGAGCCAGGAGAUAUUGAUGAAUUUCCAAAAGGAGUUGCAAAAUGCCGAAACCGAAUUGCAAAAGGCGCGUGAAGAGAACCGCAAAUUACGCAACGGUCAUCCGGCAUCACCCGCGGCGCCUGCUGAACUGCAAGCCAUGCAACAAGAAAUCCAGAUGCUGCAACAGAAGUUACAAGAAUCCGAAAAAGCCCUACAGGCCGCCAGUGCCGUAGCGGGAGCGAGCGGCGCCAAUCGGGAAGAGGUCGAACAGUGGCGCAAGGUGCUUGAAGUUGAGAAGAGUCGCGCCGAAAUGGCCGACAAAGCCGCACAAGAAAUGCAUAAACGCAUACAAUUGAUGGAUCAGCACAUUAAGGAGCAACAUCAACAAAUGCAAAAGAUGCAACAACAGAUAGCACAACAGCAACAACAACAACAGCAGCAGCAGCAACAAGUGUCCGGUAAUGCUCAAGAAGUCACGAAAGAGAUGGAGAAGGUGAAAGGGGAGCUGCAGGCCGCCUGCACAGAGCGUGAUCGUUUCCAGCAGCAGCUUGAGUUGCUGGUGCAAGAACUUGAAAAAAGCCAGCUUUCAAACCAGGAGCAGUCGAAGCAAUUGCAGACCUCCCAACAACAAGUGCAACAACUGCAGCAACAGGUGCAAAUGUUGCAGCAGCAAUUACAACAACUGCAGCAGGCGGGCACUUCCGGCGCAGCCGCCACCGAUGUGCAGCGCCAACAAUUGGAGCAACAACAGAAACAAUUGGAAGAGGUGCGCAAACAGAUCGACAACCAAGCCAAGGCCACGGAAAGCGAGCGCAAGAUCAUCGAGGAGCAACGCAAACAGAUCGAAGCCAAACGCAAGGAUAUCGAGGAGAAAGAGAAGAAAAUGGCCGAUUUCGAUGUUCAGUUGCGCAAACGAAAGGAGCAAAUGGACCAGUUGGAGAAAUCUCUGCAGACGCAGGGUGGCGGUGCUGCGGCAGCCGGGGAGCUUAACAAGAAGCUCAUGGACACACAGCGACAGCUUGAAGGCUGCGUUAAGGAACUGCAAAACACCAAGGAGGAGCACAAAAAGGCAACCACCGAAUGCGAACGGUUACUGCAACUGGUGCAAAUGUCGCAAGAGGAACAGAACGCCAAGGAGAAAACUAUUAUGGACUUACAACAAGCCUUAAAGAUCGCUCAAGCAAAAGUGAAACAAGCACAAACGCAGCAGCAGCAAGAUGCUGGACCAGCUGGAUUCUUGAAGAGCUUUUUCUAAAGAGUAUUACUUGAAAACGUGAAAACAAACAAACAUAUACGAGAAGCAACAAAACUUUUCAUUAUUACACUGUACAUUUAACUACCAGUAACCUCAGUAUUGAUUUCAUUAUAAUAAUGAACAAUGGAAAAGAAGUAUUGGAAAUCUUUUUUACUCAACUUUUUGCUGAACGCUGUCUUUUUCUAAUUAUUGUUUUCUUGUGACAAAACCAAAAAAAUAUACGCAGAUUAAUGUUAAAUAUUGUGAACUAAGUACUACUGUAUUCAUUACUCUUCAUACUAACCACAAUCGGCUGCUUAUUCACGACCUACACGGCAAGUAGGCAGACACAGCCGUCACACACACCCACACAUACAUACCGAAAGGAGCAAACACUCGACCAAACAGUUGGAGAGUCCAGCGCUACAGAAGCUUUGUGGGAGGCGCUGAGUGUAAAACUGCUGUAGUUGUAUGUGUGUAAAAGAUGGUGGGAUACAUAUGUAUGUGAGCGGAUAUUGCAUGCCAAGCGAAGAGGGCAAUUUACAAACUUGAAAGCAAAACAAAUGUAAUAAAAUUAGUUCCAGACGAACUCGUUUAUUCGGCGAGUGCAGAGAGAGUUUUUUGGUGAGCACACAAAUGUAGCAGAUUUAUAGAGAAUGAAAAAUGCACGACAUGCAUGCAUAUGAAGGUGUGUUUCUAGCUUAAAUACAAAUGUCGGCGAAAGAGUAUUGGAAAAUAUAAAUGUAGCAAAAUAGACGUGACCGUUAGCAAAUAAAACUAUAUAUAAAUUAGAAAAAAUAAAUAAAAAAAUUACAACAAAUGAAAUACAACUAAAAGCACUACAUAUAUGCAGAGUUAUAGUUAGUUUAUUAAAGAAAAGUGAAAUAAACAAUAUAAUGUUAAAAUUAAUUAUGUAAAUAUUAGAACAAAUUGUAGCAAGAAAACAAAAACAACAAAACAAAAAAGCAACAAACAAAAACUUUUAUUUUAAAUAACCUAAUGAAAUAUACAAAUAUAAAAAAUUUACAAAGACAUAAAUUGAAACAAUACCAUAGUGUAUUAGUGGACCAAGGGCCAUGCCACAAACUUCGUUAAACAAAUAAAUCAUACAUACAUAUUUGCAUAUUAAAUAUAAUAUAAUUACAUUUAGCAAUAUACAUUUAUAUAUACAUACAUAUAAUAUGGUUAUAUACAUACAUUAUAAAAAUCAACAAAAAAAAAACCAAAACAAAAAAUACAAAAUAUAGCUAUAAAGUGAAAACUAUUCAUACUCGUAAAUAAUAUACAUACAUAUAAAUAUACCGCAAGAAUAUAAAUAGUUUGUUCAGCAAUAUUAAUUAAAAGUACCUUUAAACAAAUUUAAUACCGAUUUACUUCAUUGGAGGCACUCUUACAACAAUACUAGAACAACAACAACAAAAAUACGCUGUACUAAAUACAAUAUGAAUCCCAGCAAAGAACCAUCCGAUAGUUAUUGUAAUCGUAAAAACCCAACUAACUAACUGUACUUUUCAACUACGUUCACACACAGCGCAGCGUGUUCCAUAUUUGCAUAUGUACAUACAUACUUAUGUAAUCCCAUAUGAGGAGACAACGCCACGCCUACUCACACACCUACGUACAAUAUUAGUUAUAUAUAUAUAUAUAUGUGUAUGUAUAAUUAACUAACUAAAUACUUGCCUCUUUUCAAUGCAUUCAAAUAUCAUAUUCGGCUACCGAUACAUACAUACAUGCAUACAUAAAUGCGUUUAUACGAUUAUAUAUUAUCAUAAUAGAAGUAAUUAACCGUUAAAUAGCUGCAUAUGUGUAUAACACUAGUUGCAAGUCCAAAACGAACCAGUUUGUCAAGCGUCUCUCUAUUUCACAUUUACAGCCACUUCGGCAUGGUUAAUCAACUAAAUUUAGCUUUCCAAAUUAAACUAAACGUUUAUCGACGGUCUACUAAGCCCAUAGACGUCAUUAGACCCCUUAAAUUUCUAACUGUUUCAUUUGUUUUCUUCACAUACAUACAUAUUGUGUAAAUUUCUGGCUACUCUCUUGCUAAAUAAGUAACAAUAUUAUGCAAAUAAUCUCAAGCUCAGCCAUAAUGUGUAUAUAUAUGUAAAUAUUAUAGUGUUGAAUAAUAAUAUACAUACAUACAUACAUGCAUAUAGUGUAAAAUCCUUCAUUGCCCACUGUCAUUAAUACAAACGUACAGUUUCAAAUGAUGAGAUAAACGUGUUACAAAAGCAAAAUAACAACAACAAUAAAAAUAAAAAAUAAUAUUAAUAGUAAGAAAAACAAUAAUAAUUAUUAUUAUAUAAUCAGGAGUGCGAUAUUGGUGUAUAAUAAAAGGAACGUUUGGAACGUUGUGGAACACAUAAACAAGAACACUACACAAAAACUUUGAUUAUUUAUUUUAACUAGAUUAUUGCCAACUAAGAAAAAACAAUAACAAUAACGGAUCAAAUGUAAUAUAAAGUUCCGAAUAGUAUAUAAUACGACGCUCUCGAAUAACGUUCUACAGGCAAUGUUUGUUCACUCUCUCGGCAGUGCAUUAAAGUAAGUUAAGAGAUCGAACCUAACAGAGAUCUCGCUUGAACAUAGAAACACCCAUAUAAUUGAUCGUAAGGCCAGCACAAAUAGACGAAACGCUUUGAGCCGAACACUAGUUUGUUGCGACGGCUAAUGUCAGAUUCGGCAAAAUCGCCUAGUUCGCCGAAGAAAGGCUGUCGAGAUGUUUCAGCCUUACUUUAACAAAGGCUGAACAAUAGUGUAGAAAAAGCCUGGAUAUUUCCAACUCAUCUCCCCCCAUACAACUUUGAAACCCCUUUGAAUGCCCAUUCAACAAAGUCCAGUAAGAUCUCAUACGCUUGCCGCCUGAUUUUUACAGUUGAAAUAGAGUAAAUAAAACUAAGCGGCAGUUCGCCUGCUCAAUUAAAAGUUUGGUUAUAAGCAAACUGCAGGAACUUACUGAAAAAUAAUGCACGAUUCGCUCUUAAAUAUCAAAAUGGCAAAACCAAAAGUUGUCCCAUAUAAAAUUUUAAAGUUCAAAAUAGCUAGGGUCAAGCUUAACAUAGAAAUCCGUUUGCAAUCCAAAGCGAGAGAGAGAUAGAAAAAUUAUAAAUGUUCAGUGAAUAUUUUUAAAUAAAUGUUAAGCUUUAUCCUUCGUUAUUUCGCAACACAAAUGUCUGUGAUCAGCUGUUUCUUGUUUGUUCGAAUUGAAUUUACACUUUACUCUCCCAUUUUAUCCGCCUUUGCACGGGUUUUCUGCACUCUAAUGUCAUUCCAGAGAAUUUAUGACAGUUUUCAAAAUUGUUGCCGCACAAAUUAUAUCUCAAACGAGUGCACUUCUGACUUAAAUAGCAGGGAUUACUAUUAUUUUUCCUUUUAAUGGCAUGGAUUGCUAUUUGAUUAGGAUUCGAUAUUUUUUAAUUAGAAUCGGUUGCUGAUUGAGGUAGCAACAAAUGAUGUCUUUUUAUACAAUAUUUCAAUACUCACCUUUUUCAGUUUGUGCUGGGUUCGCAAUGUUGCCAAUUUUCUUAAGUUUUCUGAUUAAUGGUUUCUAGAAUAAUUCAUGAUAUGAUUUAUUUCUUGAGAGUUGGACUACGAGUUUCAAAGCUGUCUCAUCUGUUGCAAAAAUAAAGACAAUAGGAAGAUAGAUAAUGUAUGAGAGAGGUAAAAAUAGCUUCACUUUUGAAGGAAUUGAAAUCAUUUCCAGUAUAACCAGAGCAAAGUUGAAUAUAGACAUUGGAAACUUCAUUUUAGGAUGGCGUGCGUCGCCACCACUAUAACAGUUGGAUAUUAUUUCGAUUCAUAAAUGAAAAUAAAUAAAGAUGAAGAUUUAAAAAGAUCGGGAAAACAAUUCUUAGUUAUUAUAAUUUGAAAUGUUUAGCUGAACUACCAUAUGUCAAGUGAAGUCAAGGCACCAUUGAGCGAAAAAGUAAAUAAAUUCAAAUAAAAAUGUAUUCGCCGAAAAAAAAAUUUGUUUAAUUAAUUAUUAUCUGAUUAAAAGAUCUUACUAACUGCUCGUAAACGGUAUAAAUCAGCAACGGCACAUCUUAACAGUUGUUAACAGUUGAACAGUCUACAUCUGAAGCUCAAAACCUCAUUAGAAAUUAAAUGUGUACAGCUCACAUCCUUCUGUAAAACAAUCUUAAGCCUGGAACUUAUCGAGAGUGGCGUUUUAAUAGCUUAAAGAACGAAUGAAGAAAGCCUCGUGGAAUAUUUUAUUUUCUCCGUUAGGUACAUACUUCUAUGUAGGCAUACAUUACUUUGUUGAUAAUCUAACUGUAUUCAUGGAUUCACAUAGAGUUUGUUAAUUUGCUUUGCAUAAUUAAUGCCGCCAGAGUAUUUCGUUUAACAAAAUGCAAAUGCUUAUAUGUAUGUAAGUGUUGAGAGGAAAAUUUAAAAUCUAAGAUAUCACUGCCAUGUUGCAAAUAACUUAAUAAUAAUCAACAAUGUAUAUACAAAUAAACUAAUUUCGUCUGUCAUGUACUUGUAGUGAAUAAAAGCCUAAUUUAAUGAGCGCACUUGAUUACAUUUUUCAUUUCUCACAUAACGAUUGAUUUCCUCACACGCUCAUUUUUCAUUUGCUAUCAAGUAUGCGUACUCCAAGAGUGCAAACUUCCGUUACAUAUCCUGCCUAGCAUGUACAAGUACAUAUGCACAUAUGUAUGUAGAGUAGGAGGCGGCGAGUCGAAGCUUAAUUUAUUGUGCAAUAAAAUGCAGCUUGAACGUGUCAUAUCAAUUUUAUUUUAAAUAGCAAAGAGCGGAACGGCGUAGAUAUGCUCAUGCCGCGUAGUCGGGCGUGGCAACCUAUGAAAGCGGAAGCAGGAGGCGAAGUAAUGAAUGUCACACAACUGUUUAUAGGAAGCAUAUGAAAAAUUUUCAUAUAUACAUAGACUUGUGUGUGUGUGUGCAAUAGUAUUGAUAGUGGCACUCACCAUAGACUGCACCCACAAAUGGUAAAACGUAUUAGAAUGUUUGUAUGUACACAUAAGAAACGAAAAAGGAGCCAGCAAUGUUUGAGCAUUUAUUGAACAAAGCAUUUCAGUCAAGCGCAAAUACUAUUCUUAACCCCAACUAUCCACAUAUAGUACAUAUGUAUACGAAGUAUACAACAACACCGCACACACCAACACACCCAAGCACGCCGGAAGUAAGACAUUUAGCGAGCAUUCGGUGAGAAAGCCGCAAUGAUUAGAGGACUUGAAGUAAUUAGCAAAAUUAUAAUUAAUUGUACUUGUAGGUAUGUAACUUGUAGCAUCAUAGCAUAAAUACUUUGGCGCACGCACAGCAUACACAUACACACAUACAUACAUAUGUAGUAGCGCGUUGAGUAGAAAUCAGUUAGACUGUAACUUGUCUGAAAGGCCUUACAAACUUCAUUGCUUAGCGACUUGCAUACUAAACCAAGACACAAAUAUACAUAUUUAGAGACAUAUUUAAAGCAAAAAGUACUUACGUUGAACACAGUGGCAAGUAAACAAUGUAGUGAGGCAUGUAGCAGGCGUUUGGUGUGACACAUAUUAGCUGAACUGCGACUUUUGUAGUAAGGGAGAGACUUUAGUAUGCGACGUAGUUAGCCCGAGUGACACAAUACACGACGACAAACACGAGUUAUGCCUUAUUCUACUAAACUGAACAAACAUAUCCGAGAUACGAUAAUUUCACAUAUUCAUGCACACACAAGCGGCGGCAGGAAAACAUUCCAUGCUGUUUAGACGGCGUUCAGACAAGCACACUUUUUGUUGCUUAUAGUCGGUGAAUUUUUUUUCAGUGUCGCUCAUUGCGUUCAGAUGGGCGACCUGACAUGAGUGCGAAAACUUGAGUCGAAGUUGUAUUCUAGAACUAAAUAUUUCAGGAUUAUCGUGAAUUAUGUUAACUCAAAAAUAACAUAUUUUUUCAGAAAGUAUAAAUUCAGGUAUAACCUGAUAAUUUCCCGAAAAAAAUUUCAUCCAAUAUUACUCUUCACCGUAAAUCAAUUUCUCACUGAAAUAUCAGGAGAGAAUUGUUUCAUUUACAGUUCAUAAUAAGCAACUGCUUGAUUUGCUUGGAAAUAAUAAUAAUUUUGUUGAAUAAACAUUAGCUUUCCCUUUGGUCCACGCUUGAUCCCAGUUUCUAAGCAAUAAUUUAUAAUAAAACACCUUUUCCAAAAGUGUGGUACUCCGGCGGGCAAUGACAAUCUGCCGUGCGUUAUUUCCGCACAAAAAAAAAAGUUCUUAUAAAAACCCAUUCAUCAUUCGAAGUCAGCAUUUUAACAUUUUGUGAAUGCUCAAGCUUAAAAUAUGGCACGAAGCUUGAUGUUUUAUCAAACCUUUCAAAGCUGAAAACCCUUAUUAUAAGGAAACAUAUUUCUACAGCCCCAACUGUGUCGGGCUACAAAACUCUAAAAAAUGUUUGUGUCGAAACAAACUUUGACAUUAAGAAAGAUUAAAUCAGCUAUAGAGAAAAGUUUUUGGCUCAAGAAUUGAAUAUAUGUAGAUUGUGGAAAGAAAUUUAAAUUCACAAUUAGACUCACUUUUAAAUUUUGAAUAUUUUGUUUUAUUAUUUUUUCGCAACAACAAUUUAGUUUUUCUUAGUCACUGCUUUCAUUUAUUUUAAAUAAACACAUUUUUUACUUAAAAAAACGCUAUAAAUUUUCCAUUGCGCCUAAAAAUAUGUUAAACAAACUUAUAAUGUUAAUGAAUCGAGUUAGAGAGGUUAAAAAAUCAGUUCCACAUUUAACAUUUCACAUUUACAUUUAAUUUAUUUUCUAGAUGCAUCAUAAAAUAUCAGUUAUUCUCUUGCUGCUCUUCACAGCUUAACAUACUUAAGUGGGAGCGCAACUGUAACUUGUAACCUGUAACUGUAAAGUGCAUAUGUAGAUAUUUCCAUGUAGAACAACAACAAAAUUAACUAUAAAAUCCUUUCACAUAAACCAUAAAAGUUAUUGAGCUUUCAGAUUUCUCUCUGCAGAAUGUAUGCAUGUGCAUGAAUAGGAGAUCAUAGAUACAAUACAUAUACACAUUGUUAGCUAAGAAUGUGAACGUGUGUACUAAGCUAAGGGAAGCAAUCUUUGGCGAAGACAAUAUACAUUUACAAAAGAUACAAUCCAACAAACAUACUCAUGUUCAAAAGCAAAAAUUAUCACUUUACUAGCUCUGCUGAUCCUAUGUCAAACACACACACACCAAUACAUACACAGACAUUUACACGUUAAGAGAGUAAAACUCUCUUAACGGCAAAAACUCUACAUAUCCGUAGCUAAAUGUAACUCAAAGUAACAGUAAAUCGAAAUUGUAUUGAGAUCAAUAUAAUUAAAACCCGAGCAAUGAUUUGACGAUUUCAGAGAAGGCGGCUGAUAAGUUCCUGCUCACAAAAAUAUAUUCUACAUAAUUAUGACAAAGGUAUCGUAAAACUUUGAGAAAACUCAAAUCGAAUGUAGAUAAACAUUAAAGAAAAUCGAGCAUUUGUCAAAUCAAUGGACUUCAAUCAUUCCUAUCAUCUUCAGCAUUAGACUACGUUUAGACGAGGACUCUUUUUUCCUACAAUAUCGGCGAAUUCUAUUUUGGUAUCGCUCAUUGCGACAAAUUUCUGCAUUUUCUUUCAUAUACAUAUCAUUCUCAAACCCUGAACAAAAAAUGAUUUGCUAAUUCUCAUGCUAAUUCACCUUUUUUUAUAUCAUUUUCUUUAAAAUCGCUAAUAAUACGCAUAUUUCCGAGCAUGGCUACAAGCACUUGCAUUAUUUUCGUCUUUCCUUUUCAUCUCUCACCUACAAACAAACGGUUUGGACGGCAAAAGUGUCCUCAUGUGAACACAGUCUUAGACGGUUUAAUGUCCAUCGUUGAAGAAAAAGUCCCCAUGCAAAACUGCCAAGUGUUUUCAAUUAGAGAAGAAGAAGCUGUUUAGAGAGAGAAAAGUUUUCAGAACUAACUUGUAUUCUCAUUUUCCUACUACAAGUCACAUGGAAAAUGCGUCUUUAACUAUUUGAGGAUGAUAGCAUUGAUCGAGUACAAGAUAAAUUCAGCAGAGACAGAAAUAUAUUUGUAAAAUAGAAUAUUUCAUAAUAUGGCUUCUUUAAUAAUUUUCAAAUAUUUGAAUCCGAAAUUUUAAGACCCGAUGGCACUGAUCACCGCUGGCAACUAAGGACUUUUAGAAAAAACUUUUGUAAGCGCGAAGGUGUUUAAGAGAGUUGAGAUCAAGUGAGUAAAUUUUAGGCGGUUAAAUAUUUUGCGAUCUCAAUCAGUUCUUCCAAAGGAUAGGAAGAAGCUUUUUAAUAGAGCACCAACAUUCGCCAUGAAAAUAUUAGCUAAAAUAAAAUAAGAUCUUGGUACGAAAUUCUUUAAAUUUUCGAAUUUCCUGAAAGAAUCAGCGUUUUCCCUUGAAAAUAGCUUAAUAAUAAUAAUUAGAUAUUUUCCGUCAAUAUACAUAAGAAGUUCAAAUAAUUUUGCAAAAAUCGGUUGAAUUGGGUAACCGAAACUUAUCAGCCGCACAUAGAUAUAGCCUAGAUAAUGUUGAAGAGCUAGAAGUUGUCUUUUUGGACUAAUGAUUCAAAUGGUUGCACUUAAUCGAAUCCCCGCCGUCGUGUAUCACUUAAUAUACAUACAUAUAAUAAGCCAAGAAGUUAUGUAAUAGCAGGGUCCUCGUUUGCGUUUCUCAAAAUCCCCUGAAGGCAAAUCAAUUUUUUAUAAUAUCUGUGUACUUACUUAACCUAACAUAUGUAUUUAGACCCAUUUAGCCGCAUUGAAAAACUGAGAAAUAACGUAGUUUGUGGAAUUAAUUUUGUAUAAUGGAAAUCAUAAAUUUUUAUUAAGAAUUGAUAUGUCUACUUAACAUAAAAGUUACGUAACCUCAAAAAUGUGAAACAAUUAAAUAUGAAGCUUAGAGUAAAUAAUCUGCAUCAAGCAUAUUUUUAUGUACAGUUGUUGUUUUUUUCCAAACAUAUUUAUUAAAUUGAACAGCAAUUGCAACAAAAACAAUAACAAAACCAAAAAAGCGAUUUUUAGCAAAAUUGUGAAAUUCGAAAAAAAUCGAAAAUUGCGAAAACGAGUCUUUAAAUUUAAAUUAAAAUUUAUUCAAAUAGUUACAGUUAUUGCAGACAAAUUAUAUUCUAGUAUAAACAUAUUCACGCAGACUUAAAUACAAAGCCAAUUAGCAUUAAAUUUGCGGUUGAGUUUCAUUGAUGCGUUUUUGAGCAAACUAACUGAUUUUUUACCUCAUUCAAAGUGGCUAUCAGAUAGUGAAAACAAUUAAAUUAUAUAAAAUAAAUUAAAAAUGCAAACACAAACAAAAACAAACAAAAAGAGAUAACUAUGUUACACAAAUUAUAGAAGCAAUUCGUAUGCAUAAAAUUAGUCGAAUAAAAUUAACGAUUGUGUGGCGACCGAAGUGGACCGAAGUGGUGCGUGGUGGCGAAUUUUUCGUGAUGUACUCACUUGUACAUACAUAACAGAAAUCGAAACUAAAACAAUAGCAACAAAAACAUAGUAAGUUAAUGAGCAAAUAUAUAUGAAUACUUGCGACACUCACACACACACGCAUACAUGCAUACAAGAUGCGAAUGCAAUAACCACGCAUAAAUAAGUAUACACAUACACACACACAUACAAAGAAAACAAACAUUUAUGGUAUAACUAGCGAAUACAAACAAAUUAAAAUAACAAUGAAAACAAAAACAAAACUUAAAUAUUAAUAUUGAUACAAACAUGAAAUACCAAAAGAGAAUACUCAUGGUCAGCAAACCAUUGCAUAUAUACUAUAUAUGUAUGUAUGUAACAACAAAUUCUGUAAUGAUUCAUACAAAGAACAAUAGCAAAAUGCAAAAUGAGAAAUUAAACAUUAAACAUUAAAUUUAACGGUAACACCCGAGGCGGUUUAAAUUAUGAUACAAAUAAUAUAGCAGCAAAUUUUUCUGUAAACAAUUUUUUAACAAAUUCGGUGAUCUACGAUAUUAAUAAAUACUAUUAUAAAUAUAUAGAAACAUAAAUAAAUAAUAUUUAAUGAAAUAUAUAUACAUACAUAUAUAUAUCUAUAUAUAUAUACAUAAAUUAUUAAUAAAAAUAUAAAUAAAAUAAUGUUUUUUAAGCAAACAAAUAUAAAAAGUAAAUAAAUAAAUUAUUAAAUAAAUACUUAUACAUAUAUAAAUAUAUAUACUAAAUAUAUAUAUAUAUAUAUAUAUACAUAGUUAAGUAAUAAUAAUUAACGUAACAUUAAAAUAUGUAAUAGACAAAGGAGAAAAAAUUACAAAAUUAAACAAAAACACAAAAAACACAACAAAAAGCAAAUGAAUAUAGAAAAAAUCUCAACAGAUAAAAUGAACAAGACAAUUUGAACACCCAAAAACACAAAUGAAAAAACUAAAAGAAAACAAAUCACACACACACACACCCAUACACAACACAGUUGAAAAGGAAAUGAAAGUAUUGUUAUGGCAAACAAGAAAUAACAGUAACUGCAACAGUAACAGCAACCGGCGUAACAGACAGACAUGUACCGACAUGAAAUUGAUUAUAUGGAAGAAUAACGAAAUGAUUAUUUAACAUGUUCAUUAUAUAUAAAUGUCAUUAAAAUGUUCUUCAGAAACUGCCUACAAAUAAAAUAUAUUUAAAAUGAUA